GACGGCCCUCGGUCCGUGGGCUGCGGACGCCCCAGCCCGAUGCUGCGCUGGCUGAUCGGAGGAGGCCGCGAGCCGCAGGGCCUGGCCGAGAAAGCUGCUUUGCAGACAAUAGGAGAGGACCAAGGUCAGAACCCCUACACUGAGCUGCUGGUGCUGAAGGCUCAUCGGGACAUUGUCCGCUUCCUGGUACAGCUAGAUGAUGACAGGUUUGCAUCUGCCGGCGAUGAUGGGAUUAUAGUUGUGUGGAAUGCCCAGACAGGAGAAAAACUUCUGGAACUCAGAGGACACACUCAGAAGAUAACGGCUGUCAUCGUGUUUCCUCCCCUAGAUUCUUGUGAGGCCGGCAGUCAGCUCCUCUUGACAGCCUCAGCUGACCGGACUGUCGGUGUUUGGGAUUGUGACACCGGCCAACAAAUCCAGAGAGUCACAUGCUUCCAGUCUACUGUAAAGUGCUUAGCUGUUCUUCAGAGACUGGAUGUUUGGCUCUCAGGUGGUAGUGACUUAGGUGUGUGGAACCGAAAAUUGGAUCUGCUGUGUAAGACCAGCCACCUUUCUGAUACAGGGAUCAGCGCUUUGGUUGAAAUCCCUGGAAACUGUGUCGCCGCAGCGGUCGGCAGAGAAUUGAUAAUUUUUAGGCUUGUAACACCCACAGAAGAAUUGCAGGAAUGGGAUAUUAUUGAAGUCAAGCGCCUUCUUGAUCACCAGGACAACAUUCUGUCAUUGGCUAACAUCAAUGAUACAAGUGUCGUCACUGGCUCCCAUGUUGGAGAGCUGAUCGUCUGGGACCCCCUGGACUGGACUGUGCAGGCCUGUGAGCGCACCUUCUGGAGCCCGACUCCACAGCUGGAUGCCCAGCAGGAAAUAAAGCUCUGUCAGAAGCAAAAUGACAUUUCUAUUAAUCACUUCACAUGCGACGAAGAGAAUAUAUUUGCUGCAGUUGGAAGGGGGUUAUAUGUGUAUAACCUACAAUUGAAGCGUGUGAUUGCCUGCCAGAAAACAGCACAUGAUUCCAACAUCCUACACAUCGAUAAACUUCCAAACAGGCAGUUAAUCUCGUGCUCAGAAGAUGGCGCUGUGCGCAUGUGGGAGGUCCGUGAAAAACAGCCACUGGCCGCGGAGCCUGUCCCAACAGGAUUUUUUAAUAUGUGGGGAUUUGGAAGAGUAAACAAACAGGCCAGCCAGCCUGUUAAGAAGCAGGAAGAAAACAUCACCACAUGUUCCCUGGAGCUCAUUGGAGAUCUGAUCGGACACUCAUCGUCCGUGGAGAUGUUUCUGUACUUUGAGGAUCAUGGGCUGGUGACAUGCUCUGCAGAUCAUCUCAUUAUUUUGUGGAAAAACGGAGAGCGAGAAUCUGGACUACGCAGCUUAAAGUUAUUUCAGAAGUUAGAAGAGAAUGGUGACUUAUACCCAGAGUCCACUUGAAGGAGCUGGACAAGUGUGCACACAAGAGCCCUGCACAUCCAGUACAGCUCGGUACUGUGAAAACCACCAACACAUCGAUCCUGUAGAUCCAUACUGUUUUCUUGCCUGUGAAGUUCUGUCUGUCGGCAGCAUGUGUCCACCCAAGAGCAUAGCACAACAUGGCCUUGCUGCUGUGCGACGGGUGGGUGCUGUGUUCUGUCUCUCAAAGCAGUAGAAAAAAAGAUAAAUGUAAAGUUGUCACACAUUAUUUACAAGUUUUAUUUGGGGCUCCUUUAGAGACUGUUUAAGACUUGCCAUGAGACAUAUAUCCUGUCUGCUACAAGUUCUCCUGCUCCUCAGAAGCUAUCGGUGUCCAAUAGAACCAAACUUGAAUAUUAGCAAAAAAACAAAAAUUCUAUUCUUUAAGUACAAUGAUUCUGUUUGGUACCAAUUUAAGUCAUUGAAGAAGAAAUAUUUAAUCGUGCCCACUAAAAUCCCUGUGUGCUCUGGUCUACAGGCAUCAUCUGAGCAACUCUUUCUCAGUAUGAACUGGCCUGAUCCCUUAUUGGCAGAAUAAUUUUCAAGUGUUCCUGGGAUGCGUCCUGGGUUAGGAAGGAGGCACAGCUUCUUUUCAAGUCAGGAACUGUAGCUGAAUUUCCCUGUCCUUCUGCUGUGCCUUUGCCCUAAAUGGCUGAGAGCAGCUUCACCGGUCGGCUCCCUGAACGUCCACUAAGGCUUGGCGAUCUCCCUCGCUCCUCCAGCCUUAUAACAGUACUCUCACUUUUGGCAUUGAGACGUAAACUGUAUUCCACACAGUACGAAUGGGGGGGGGGAUUAUUCUUGAACUGCUGAUUAAAGAAUCUUAUUAAAGACUGGCAA
Messenger RNA from Grammomys surdaster, 2280 nucleotides. It is a transcript of the gene Wdr41, whose product is annotated as WD repeat domain 41. Gene Ontology annotation, molecular function: protein binding. Gene Ontology annotation, biological process: regulation of autophagy. The record is from RefSeq and is a predicted model, not a curated record. The transcript is spliced from 13 exons. The coding region runs from base 40 to 1422 and encodes 460 amino acids. NCBI's taxonomy places the organism in Eukaryota, Metazoa, Chordata, Mammalia, Rodentia, Muridae. Gene Ontology annotation, cellular component: lysosomal membrane.